AUCCACUGUUCGGUUAGCAAAAAAUUGUUGUGCCUUCAGUUUACACACAUUUAUAUGCUAUUAGCUGUUUGCAAUAUUGGAGCAAAUAUUUAACUUUCUAAAUAAAACAUGGCUGGACUAAACGUGCCCAACAAAACUACACAAAAGGCUGUGCCAGACAGAAGGACAGGAGUAGAGGAGCCAUGGUCCCCUCAAGAGGCACCGUCAAUAAUAGACGAGAUUUGGCCCCUGAAAGGAAGGUCUGAAGACUUGACUCCAUGUUGGACGCAACGAGACGAGAAAAGUUAUCAGAAGAACAAUUAAGAGAAUUUCACGAUGCAUUUUGUGCAUUCGAUAGACGACAGGCAGGGUACAUCCUCAACACUGACAUCAAGCAAGUGAUGCGAUCGCUUGGAUUUAAUCCCACAGAGCAAGAAGUUGACAAUAUGUGCAUGAAAGUUGACAACGAUGGAAACGGACAGGUUGACUUCAAUGAAUUCAUAGAUCUCAUGUUGGAACUAGAAAACCCAGAGCUUGAUCAACAGAGCUACCUCGACACGUUUCGAGCCUUUGACAAUACAGGCAAAGGGUACAUUCAGGCAUCACUGAUACGUGAGAUCCUUUUGGAUGUUAUGGGCCAACGUGAAAAGGACAAACAACACAUCAUUCGGGUUUUUCAAUUGGACAAAGAUCGAAAAGUAAACUUCGAAGAAUUCAAACUGAUGAUAGCCUCAACAUAAGCUACAUCGAUUUAAAGAUCAGUGGUCCAUCUGCAGCUCCUUUGUUACUUUGACUGCCUUUAAUGGAAAAUGUGAAAAUAAUUGUAAAUGAUAACGAGUCAGCUCCGAUACUGACGUAAGCAGUACAGACUCAUCCAGACGCGGCUGGAUAACGGACCUGAAUAUCUAAAUUUUUCACGAGGUAUUGGAAAGAAAACAUGGUGUUAAUGACGAUGGCACAAGAUGUAAAAUGGAUGAUAUAUUGAAUCUUACAAAACUAAUGGAAAGGUUGUUUUAGUUUCUUAAACAGUUCUUUAUAAUAAAAAAUAUAACUGCUUUAAUUCUUUUAUGUAAAUGGUAAGAUUAUAAAUCCUAUUGAUAAACACUUUGACUAUAAACUUUGGAUAGUCAAAAGCACGGUAUCUCGUUUGCAUAUAAAGCAAAAUGUCUGAUAACAAAUAUCAAACAUAAACGUAUAAAAUACCUACAUAUACUACAUGAAAGUUUAACUGUAACUGUAUUUUUAGAUUUUGUACUCAUACUUGAUGUAAUACCCUACCCGUAAUGAUUAAAUUAAUUGAGGAGAAUCGAAAAACCCAAGUAUGACAGCCUCUGCAAACUCGUGAAGCAUUUUCUAAUGCAGUGUAUGCUCGUUAGAAACUCGGCUCAUCGGCUAGAAAUCUUACGCUCGUGUUUACUAGUUAAAUACAGUGCAACAGAUUUUCUUUCAAAAUAUAAACUGUCAGAAACGCUGGAACAACCAAGGGGCAAGGGAGGCAGGUUUCAGUAAAAAGACAUUUGAAAGUAUUUCCAAGCUUUUACUAAAUUAUUUGCAACUGUCAUUUUGUUUCGAUUUCCUAUUUUGAAAAUUUGUUAAUUGCUGUCAUGAGAAAUUUUUUUCAAGAAAUUCUUUUACAAGUUUUGAGAAAUUUUUUCAUAAACAAGGCGCUACAGUUAGAAUUGCAUAUGAAUUCUUAAGAUUUCUUUGAUAAUUAC
Rhopilema esculentum is the source of this 1694-nucleotide messenger RNA. Its product is annotated as calmodulin. Gene Ontology annotation, molecular function: calcium ion binding. The record is from RefSeq and is a predicted model, not a curated record. Gene Ontology annotation, cellular component: myosin II complex. Lineage: Eukaryota; Metazoa; Cnidaria; Scyphozoa; Rhizostomeae; Rhizostomatidae.